This is a messenger RNA of Prunus armeniaca (apricot), 192 nucleotides long. The record is from the annotation of a GenBank genome assembly. Lineage: Eukaryota; Viridiplantae; Streptophyta; Magnoliopsida; Rosales; Rosaceae.
AUGAUGGUAUGGGCUGGUGGAAGAGCCAGGCCCAGUGUGGAGGUUCGCAACGGUCUUUGGAUAAAGCCGGCGUUGUUGAAGGACCCCGUACUGGCCGGGUGCGUCCCGACGUCUGAGUGGGAAUAUGAUGGUAUGAUGGCUGGUGAGAAUGUAGCCAGGCCCAGUGUGAGGUCGCACGCGUCUUUGGGUUAG